AUGACAGUCAUUUUUUUUUUUCUUUCAUUUAUUCUUUCUUUCUUUCCUUCUUUCUUUCUUUCUUUCUUUCUUUUAUUUUCUCUUUCUUUCUAUUUACCGUCUGCCUUUUUAUUUUUCCUUGGUCUCUUUUUACGUAGCUCUCUUUCAUGUUUUCUUUCUCUCUUUUUACCUUCCUCUCUUUUAUUUUCUUUCUUUCUUUCUUUCUUUCUUUCUUUCUUUUUACCUUCCUCUCUUUCAUUUACUCUUUCUUCCAUUUUACUUUCCUCUCUUUUAUUUUCUCUUUCUUUCUUUUUAAUUUCCUCUCUUUUUUCUCUUCCUCUCUUUUUACCUUCCUCUCUCUUAUUAUCUUUCUUUCUUUUUCCUUUCUCUCUUUUAUAUGCCCUUUCUCUUUUUUUGCAUGCCUUUUCUUUUUCGCUCUAUUUUAAUUCCUCCAAUCUCUUUCAUUUUUUUAUUUUCUAUUUUCUCUCUUGUCCUUUUUUUUUCAUCUUUUCUUUCGAUCUUUAUUCCUUCUUUUCUUUUCUCUCGUUCGCCCUAAUUUCGCCUUCAUUCCUUCGAUCUUUCUCUCCUUCUAUUCCCUCUUCUUCCUCUUCUUCUUCCUCUUCUAGAAUUUCCUCUUUCAAUCCUUUUUUCUUUCUAUCUCCCUUUUCCCUCUUUUUUCAACAUCAUCUCUUUUACUCUCUCUCUCUCUCUCUCUUUCGAUCGUUUUAUCUUUCUUUCUCUGUUCAUAUCUAUCUAUCUAUCUAUCUAUCUAUCUAUCUAUCUAUCUAUCUAUCUCAGUCUGUUCAUAUCUAUCUAUCUCAGGCUGUUUAUAUAUAUGUAUGUAUGUAUGUAUGUAUGUAUGUAUGUAUGUAUCUAUCUAUCUAUCUAUCUAUCUAUCUAUCUAUCUAA
Acanthosepion pharaonis is the source of this 888-nucleotide messenger RNA. NCBI's taxonomy places the organism in Eukaryota, Metazoa, Mollusca, Cephalopoda, Sepiida, Sepiidae. The record is from the annotation of a GenBank genome assembly.